Danio aesculapii is the source of this 1837-nucleotide messenger RNA. RefSeq names its product MAP/microtubule affinity-regulating kinase 4-like. NCBI's taxonomy places the organism in Eukaryota, Metazoa, Chordata, Actinopteri, Cypriniformes, Danionidae. The record is from RefSeq and is a predicted model, not a curated record. Gene Ontology annotation, cellular component: cytoplasm. Gene Ontology annotation, biological process: protein autophosphorylation; negative regulation of apoptotic process; regulation of mitotic cell cycle. Gene Ontology annotation, molecular function: protein serine/threonine kinase activity; ATP binding.
AUGGUGCUGCUCUGCGCUGAGCUUUUUUUAGUUGAUUGUGAUAUAAAUAUUCAGUUCACAGUUGAUAACGAUUCUCUCGAUUUUGGAAAGAAAUCUAAAACAAUGGGAAGAGUUAGAAAGAAAGUAAAACAGUUCUGUAACUGGGCCUUUUCUCGGAAAUCCGGGAAAACCCAGCAGAAGCAGAGCACAAACGAGAGCGACCUCGAGCCCCAGAGAUGUUCUGAUGAUGAAGCCGGACCAAGCAACGCCGCGUUCAUCUCUUACAUUUAUACUGGAGCUGAUGUUUUACCAAGCCCAGCACCACACAAACCAGAGAAGAAACUAAAGAGGUUCUGGAAAUGGUUUUCUCGGAAAUGCAAGAAAAUGACAACCAGAGCCCAACAGAGCCAGCUGAGCAGCCCACAGACUCAGAGAUCCCCUGAUGGUGAAGCUGCGUGUGUGUCGCCGAGGACAGUUCAUGACGAGCGGGUCAACAGGCGCGUGUCUACACAGACCCCUGUGAAGACCCCGUCAACACAAACUGAACAGCACGACGACACUGAAUGCUGGAACUUUUCUGUGUCUUCUCUAACCACUGCGGGAAACAGCGAAUCUGACCGCGCUUCAGUGCAUAGUAGGCACUCUUGCGCGUCUUCGCCUGGCACCCCGGAUAUCAGCGAAUCUGACCGCGCUUCAGUGCACAGCUGGCACUCUUGUGCGUCUUCGCUUGGCACCCCGGAUGUUAGCGAAUCUGACCGCGCUUCAGUGUUUAGUUGGCACUCUUGCGCGUCUUCGCCUGGCACCCCGGAUAUCAGCGAAUCUGACCGCGCUUCAGUGCACAGUAGGCACUCAUGUGCGUCUUCGCUGACCGCUGACAACCACAACGAUGAGGAAAACGCUUCCAGCGAGGACUCCAGUGUGUCCGAGGAAAGCACCUCUUCCUCAUCGGAUAGCGUUUUUUGGAAGACAGAAGAGAACACCCCAUUGAGUUUGGAUGGAAAGACAGGUCACAUCUAUAAGAAAUACAAAACCUGUCAUCUAAUAGGCAAUGGAACGUUUGGAGAGGUCUACAGUGGGACUCGUGUAUCGGAUUUCCGAAAGGUGGCAAUCAAAUAUGUGAAGACGAAAAAAUCAUCGAAAAGGAUCAAGAUUGCACCAUCUGACAAGACUGUUCCACAAGAGGUCGGUUUGAUGAUUUUGAUGAGCAGAGGGCCUAACGUUCCUCAAGUAAUACAGCUGCUGGACUGGUAUGAGACACAAAACUACUACGUACUGGUGCUAGAGCGUCCCAAAUCAUGUGUGGACCUGCACCAGUUUAUAUCGUGGCAUGGGAACAAAAUCAGCGAAGCGAAAGCACGAGUGGUGAUGCACCAGGUGGUCACUGCUGCCAACGCAUGCUGUGAAAGGGGCGUCUACCACAGCGACAUCAAGCUGGAGAACCUGCUCAUCAACCCCCACACCUUUCAAAUCAAACUCAUAGACUUUGGUGCUGGAAGACUAAUGAGCGACUUUGGGUACACAACAUUCUGUGGCACAAGAGCUUAUGCUCCUCCGGAGUUUUUCAAGUGUGGAAGGUUCCACGCCAAGCCUGCAACAGUGUAUUCUAUAGGUGUGCUGUUGUUCAUCAUCCUGUGUGGACGUUUGCCUCUAAAAGAGCUCCACAAGAUCGUCAAAAGAACCUGGGAGCCUGACGACCUAUCCAAAGAAGCCAUAGAUCUGAUCUGCUCGUGUCUGCAAAGUAAGCCAGCCAAGCGGAUUCCUCUUGAAAAGAUCCUCCUGCAGAACUGGUUCCAGGUCUUGAUCCUGAAGCCAAACAACAAAAGGAACGAUUAAGAAGAUCAGAACAGUAUAGAGGGAC